Molecule: messenger RNA, 9743 nt
Organism: Varroa destructor (honeybee mite)
Lineage: Eukaryota; Metazoa; Arthropoda; Arachnida; Mesostigmata; Varroidae
Product: monocarboxylate transporter 9-like
Biological process (GO): transmembrane transport
Molecular function (GO): transmembrane transporter activity
Source: RefSeq, a predicted model, not a curated record
CCGCGCAGGCAUAACAUCUGCGGUAGCACACCAGGGUACUCUUAGGCACAGCAACGCCAGCGCACGACAUUACAGGACAAAAUCCCAACCGGACGUGAUGUGCUUCUAGACUCUUGGUUAAUAAGAGAUACGUCAAUACGUCAUUUACUAAUGGCGCCAACAUCCGCCGACGAGUAGCCUCGUGUCGUACGUGUAUAAAACAACAGUUGGUAUGUGAAAUGCCCAAGCAGGCGUUCUCCGAGAAAGAACGAACAGGAUGUACGCGGCAGGGAUGGCCUCGGCUCCCUGCAUUGCCUAAACCGGUGAUCUGGCUGUAUCUGCUACCAUCACCUGAACAUCCCUUGACUCGCCGAUUGGUGCUCUACGGUCGUCGGAGGCACUGUUUGUCAUAGGUCAGCGCACAGAAGGUGACUAUCGUCAACCAGAUCGGAACAAAGAGGUGACGGCGUGAUUCGAAGCGCUACGCUGGGUUAUGCGCCGUGUGUUAUGUGGUGAAUAUUGACCGGAUUGGAGGAUAUCAACUCCGCCGGCCUCCUUGGCAAUAGACGGUGCUACUUUGUUAUACGCUAUAAUACGUUGUCUCGUGAUUCUCGACGGACUUGCUCGACGUGACUUAUAGUUGAAAAAAAUCGUGGACGACGCAAGUGGCUGCAGGGUUAUGUGCUGUUCUCCUGUAUCAACCGAAGGACAGAUAGAGCUAAUGAAAACUAUGUAAUCAUAUCGAAGCCCCAAAAGAGUCUAUGCGAUGCUGACAAAAACGAAUAGACAACGCAAUACAAACCUACAACAGUUCAGGCACUUGUAACUAGGAAAAGGCGUCUCGGACUAUAUACCUGACCAAAUUCGUUAACAGUUUACGCUAAAAUUGCUAUUGCUCUUAGUCAAAAGAGAAGCCUGUUUUCAGGUACCCUGACGCAGUUAGAACUGCUGCCAGCUAACAGUGCAUUGGCAAAAAAUUGAGCUUGCCUUAAACUGCAGCCUAAAUUAAGGGUGCGAUGCCGUCAGUUCAACUAAACGUGCCACAUCUUCAGGAACGGCGCCAGUCGUGCUGUCCGGAACGUAAACCGAAGCUGGCUCUGCGAAGAAGGGGUCCGGAUUCGAAGUACUCCUGGCUAAUUGCACUUGCUUGUGGCGGAGUAAACCUGUUCAUGCACGGCUCAUCAAAGGUUGUUGGGGUUCUGUUUGUGGCAUGGAUCAUCGAGUUGAAGUGUUCGAGGGAAAUGGCAGCAUGGCCCUUCGCUUUGCAUACUACUCUCAUUCAUCUGGCAGGUCCAGUAUUCGGUCUACUCUCGAGGCGUCUCCCGAUCCGAAUAAUUAUAAUCGCGUCGUCGUUCGUAUCAGCGCUAUCUGUUGCUCUCUGCUACUUUGCGCCGGAUAUAAUCUGGUUAUCGGUACUCUUCGGAAUCAUUCACGGUGCUGCGACAUGUGGGGCUGUGCUGAUGACUCAGGUGUGCAUCAAUCAGCAUUUCGUUGAAAAGCGGGGAACUGCAGCUGGCGUGGUCGAAGCUCUUGCAGCAAUCAAUGGAAUCGUGUUCCCUCCUUUACUGGAGUAUUCGCUACGAAAUUACGGUUUGCAUUGGUCGAUGCUCCUUUUGGGAGGAUGCGUAUUGAACGCCUUGGCGUUUUCGUUUGCUGUUCGAUCACCAUCAUGGAUGGUAGGAGAUCCCACCGAACGACGAAAAAGUAUAUUCACAAACGCCGUCGUUGCCAAUAAAGGAUUGGCAAGUUGGAUCAACCAUUUCCAGCCGCAAAUGGAAGAUGAUAGUUCGGACGAGGAUGAGACCAAGGGAACUCAGGGGGACAUCCGCUACUACGUGAGCGAAGGAGGGGGAAUGGCCACGUCACAGGUGGACACAGAAGUGCAGUUAGCAAGCAUUAUCCAUCAAAUUAAUGACUCGAAGUACAUUCAGAGUGAUGGAAAGCUUGAUUUUAGCACGAUUCGUCAGGAUCUCCAGGCAGCACCUGGCGCCAAAUUCAAAAAUAGCGCCUCCGAGGGUGAUAUGCACGCUGCAAGUAAAAGUCCUCCUCAGUACGGAUCAACACAGCAGAUUGAACAAAGCCAUCUAGAACCUCCUUUAGUAUCGGAUGCCCCCAACGGCGCCAGCGAUCAACAGCAGGUUUGUUGGAGAAACUUCUGCCUGACAAGUCUAGCGAGACCCACUUCGACUAUGUCUUCUAAUAGAGUUCUGUUUAUGCCGUUUCCCCACAUCCCGACGGGUUAUACUCUGUACUCGGAGUUCCGGCGCAGUUCGACCACGAUUAACAGACCACCAAAGCUUCCCAAGGCACGUAGAUUGAACGAAUGUCACUCCAAUGGACCCUGCGAAUACCAUGACAGCAAAAGGUACAAACUAUGGAAACGAGUUCGACCGUUCUUGACCAUCACCUUUUGGCAUCUGACGUUCUCGCAGUUUUUGGUGCAGCUGUGCUUGGGGGUGUUCCUGCUUACGAUCCUCGAUUUCGCUUAUGACAAGGCAUUCCCGACAGAGGAGUCAGUGUACUUUGUUUCCGCUUUUUGCCUCGGAGAUCUGAUGGCCCGUCUCGUAACCGGCUAUAUUGCCGAUGCAGAUGUUCUUCCAAUGGAACUUAUAGUGCUGUUUGCCUGCAGUCUGCAAAGUGCCAUGUUCCAAUGCCUGAUGCAUUCGCGCUCGUACGUGGCUUUGAUACUAACAGCUGUUGGGAUGGGUGCAUCGCACGGAGCCCGGAUUUUCCUGUUGCCAAUGUUCAUCACGAAGAGUUUUGGCCUUCGCAGGCUUACGCUGAACGUGUCAACGGCUUCAUGCAUCUGCGGGCUGCUAAUGCUCGUGCGACCUUUCAUUAUUGGAUACUAUCGUGAUGGCCAGGCUGGGAGAAGGACAACAGAUUUCCAGUGUAGAAUAAUGAAGGUCCUCUUUUGCUACAAACACCGAACCCUGUGGCAAAUUUUGAAUUGUCUGCGCUAUUGUGCCUGCAGACUGAACAAUUGUUCCUUCCUAGCGACUAUGUAGAUACGUUUGUUUGGAAUAAAAUUCAGUGAAAAAUGCUCAUCACGAAGUCCCGAAGAAAAUUUCUACUAUUCAAAUGCACUACAUGAAUUGUUCGGAGGGUAAGAGGUCACAGACUAAUACCAUUAUGAAGGCGUGUCCAAAUAUGAGGCGACGACUAUUAAUUUUUGAAAAAUUCAUUUUUAUAGAGCUAAUCCUAAGCGAGGUUAAAUAUUAUAUAACAUAAGGAAACUAGAGAAAAUCUAUUUCAAGCGGCCUUCAAAAUGCACGUGAGGUUUUUCGUUGAAGUGUUCAGGUUUGCCAGGUAAGAUAGUUUGAAGCCAGAUGAUAACGAGUCAUUUGGUUUUCAUUUUUCUAGUUCUUGCAAAACUAUUAAUAUGACUCUCGAUUUAGGGUGUUUUUGCAAAAGGCGUUCGAAGUAAAACAUCGUUGUGUGCCGGCACACUUUUAUCAAUGCAGGAAAAUUUGGCUAAACUUUAUCGUGUUUGAGACAUUGAUCAUUUGAAGAAAGAACUUGAAAGCAGAAUGAGCAAUUGCAUAAUUGGAUCAUCUUUUUUAUGCACAUUCGACUUAUUUACUAUAGCGAAUUCGGUUCCCGUUUACUUAAAUAGUUCAAUUAAAUAUCAUAAGUAAAAAUGUUUGAUUUGGACUUUAGAGAUAAGACCAUUUUCUGCUACAACAACAGCCGAAGUGAAACAUUGAUCUGCUGUGUCAUUUAAGCCUCAACCAGCGUUAUUUUAUUGAAGCUCACAUCCUUAAAACUUGAUGGGGUACAUGUAGAUAUACAGAUGUUAAUGGUAAACGUAUUGAUAAAAGUGUACAUAUAAGCGUAUAUCACAGUUCAAAGUCUUCCUUUUAGAGAGCGCCAGGUAUUUCUUCCAUAGAAAGUCGGCUUCCCCGCUUGAGAGCUUCAACUUGGUAAACCAUUGGUAAAAGGAUUAUAUAUGCACAAAAUCAUAUCUAUACAGAACAUACGUGAGUGAACUAUAUUCAUAAAAAUAGACAAGACAAAACUGUGUAGUUGAAGAUUGCUUUGUUGAGAGCACGCUAGGCAGAGGAAAAUCUUAACGUCUGAUGAAGAAACACGCAAUUUUUCCCUUUGGAGAAGAGAACCCGAUGGGCCCUGGCCGACGACGACAAGCUUAAUUCUUGUUCAUUUGACGUUAAGCCUUGACCAUUUUGCCGCUCAUCGAGAAGAACAUACUUAGCAUACACAUAUGGGUACCAUGAGGAGAUAAAAUAUAGACCGACGAAUAAUCUAACAACGCAUUGCUCGUUUCGGUUACUAACUUCAAGCUGUCCCCUAAAACAGAUGAUAAAUCUGUUCGCGCCGAGAGGUAAUGCUAAAAUGUUGCUACGAUAUUUCUCGUAUGGAUGUAUUUUGCAAACCCUAUUCAAACCGAUAGUACGCAACGGCAUGUCCACUUUCCCUCCUAAUGCGUUCUCGUUCAGAUAGCUUGCUUCCGUAACGAGUUCCCGCUGCGAUACGCUAACUUACUAUACAUAACACUUGAUGAAGUAUCCUUACCUGGGGAAUCGUACGUCCAUCGCAACUUACCUAACCAAAUCCCAACAACAUAAGUUUAUCCGCCGUAAAAUUCGCGCCAGCGACAUCAAUUCAGCUUCUGCUUUGUUUCUAUUUACUAAUAGUGAAACAACCAUGAUAAUAAAUACGACUUUUAUGCGGAUGUAAUAUUUUCAACUAUAGUAUUCAUUGAAAAUUUUGAUUAAAUAAGCUCGGCAUGACUUCUAGAUUUAGAAAUGCAAGGGCGAAAACCCAGAUAGCAUGCUCUUUUAAUUCCGGCGGCUGUACGUUAUAAAAUGAACAAACAUCAGUCAGCUUAGAUAUAUCGUGCCGUACUACAGAACGUGCAAUAAGUGUACAUUCUACUGAAACCGGUGUUCUCUGUGGAAUAAUCAUCGAGAUGACGACGACUUUAGCACAAAUUGUUCAAGGACACAUUUCGAGUAAAUCUGACAUUUUCGAAAUAGGGGAUGGCUUUCCGGUUCUUGUGAUACAAUUGUUCCACUGUAUGUUUCCAUAAAUACACAGAGUUUUCCUCCAAAACUUGACGUGUAUCAUUGAUCAAUGAUAGUUCGUUUCGGUCAACAUGAAGUAGCAGGUAAAACGUGCGGACGUUUUUGGCGUACAUUACACGUGAAUAUUAUAGUGGAACUAUCCACAUGAUUUAUUCUAUACUUCAAUUAAACCGACGAAGCGCAGCGAUAGUUGUCAGGGGACAAAAACGCGAAAAAAUUUUGAAGAAAAAAAAAGUGCAUCUUCUAGCCAUAUUUGACUGAUUAUGGUAUUACCCAAAAUGAUCGAGUAAACUGUUGUCCUAAAUAAUUGUUUAGCUGGUGAGGAUAUCCAAACAUAAAAAGUAAAAUAAUUUUAUAAUAAAAAAAAUAAAAUUCAUUCGUUGGUGAUGCAAUUCUUAUCGCGGCUUCUACGUUAUUACCAUUAUUCCGUAUAAAGAGUUCUCCCACUCCACGUGACUUGUAGCUAUCGCAGGACUCCUAGUUUAGGUUGCUUAAUUUAAAUGUCCGUUAUUGUCGAUAUAAACGGCCUGAGCUAAAGUGAAUUCCCAGAUCUCUAAUAGUUUUCAUGCGGAUUCCUGCUUCACUACGAAUGUUCCGACCUUCAUCGACCAUUAGUUGUCUUUAAUGGAUUAGAUGACCGUACUUUGUUAUGGUCGUACCUCGAGUCAUCAUUUUCAUCCAGGAUCAUCAGUGUAUGAUAUUAUUUGGGCUCCUGUUUUUUGCUCGUUGUUACUGAACGAAACAUUUGUGACAAGCUGUGAAUUUUGACGGUUUUAUUUGGCGUACCUUCUACUUUCGGGGCACGUUGGUAGAUUCUACUGUUAAAUGGUGCCAUUGUAAGUGUUGUCGAAGACACUUGGCUAAAAAUAUUCUGCGCUUGAAUCGUCAACAUGGCUCAGGUUGUUACACAACACCAUAUUGUCCAGUCAUAUCGCCGUAAACGGGGCAAUCUUGGCCCUGUUAAUGCUGUUUCAUGUACAAUGUAUUGACGUGAUUGAAGCUAUAACCUCAUUAAUGCACGCGACAAUACUGUGACAGCAGCAUAAACAUCCCAGCACUCGGAAAUAGCUACUUGUUUAGUGUCAAGCGUGUAAGUUAUUUGGUUUAACUUAACAUUACCUCCGAAAUACACUAUACUUAAGUUACGUUGAAAGACUCUUCUGAUGUAGCAUAAAAUAAGACCAAAUUAUCUUUAGCGUGAAUAAACUGCGUCAAUAGAAUAUUAAGAUAAAGAAUAGCCAGCUAUCCAGACCUCGGUUUCGUCUUAUACAGUUUCAGAAUCUUCUCUUUCCGCAUCGACCGCGUUGUCACAUUGAGCUGAAACAUCGUGAGAAAUGUCAGCGUUUUUGCUAGCGACGGUAACGGCCGCACAGCAUUCUAUACCUUCCGACACGGAAUACCCCUCUUCCACGUAAAUUAAGCGUUGCUUUGCGUUGCCUUAAAGGUUUUCAUUUCUGAAGAUAACGAGACCAUCAAUUGCGUAAGGCGUCCCCUCAACAGCGAUGAUGUCCCAACCAUUUUUCCUGAGAUAACCUCACCGGUGCAAGGAAUCUCGACCUUAGAAUCAGUAAAUGUGGAGUCUGUUUCAGUCAGCACGCAAUGUCCCGUCAUCCGACGUGCACGAGCCUUCUUCAUUAAUGUGUUGUGAUCAGGUGGAAUCUGAAAUCAAACUGGGCUGUUAUUUGGUUCAAUAUGUUUCGGAUUGCCAGUAUUUGCAGAUAGUUUUUCAAACGAAUGGCAGUGUUCGUAAUGUGCUACAAUUCCAGCUAUGCGGCCGUCUGGAACAGCAUCGACAAUGUGUGAACAAGCACCUUUUGCGAUAGUAUCAUGAGCAUACUACACCCCAUGAGGGAUCUUCGCUAGAACUGACAGUAUCUCCACCUACGGCGUGCUUCUCAAUUAGGAUAUCCUUUCCGGCAUGGAAAACGUAAGCGGAUUCGUCGUUAACAACGGAACCCGUUGUAUAGGAGUUUGUUUCAUUGGGCAGUACAUAUGAGACACCGCUUCUGUCAAGAAGAUGAUACAAAUCUGUGGUUACCUGCGCCAUUGUCGAAUCUUGAUUUUGAUUCACCUCAUCGAUUUGAUCACUUUGAUCCACUUUUUAAAGAUUAAAAGCACUUAAUUUUUUAAAAUAAAUAAAAUAAAAGCACUGUAACAAUCUUUUUAGCCUUUCGGUUAGCUUAACGUUCGGCGAGGAAGGGCGAUUAUCUUUCUGUUCCAUUGAUUGGCCCACCUUUGUCCUUAAACAUUGCUGUAAGUGAAAUACAGCAGGACAGUAGUUGUGAAAAAAAAAACGUAUUUGUUUUUAUUUACACAAACCUCACAAUAGUGGCGAACUGGAGGCCUCAGAAACUUUGUUUUUGUUGAACCGCCGACAUGGCUAUGAAAGAAAAAGCUACAAAAUAAUGGGUUUGAUUGGAGGCUGUACUUUAGAAAGAAGAGGGAAAAUUUAGUUUUUGCAAACCUGUUUGCCAAAAGUGGUGAACACAAAUAUGGCUACUUUGGUACUCCGCUCGUUACCAAAACAAUUGGGUGUCAUCGAUUGCUCAACAGCUUGCUGCGUUUACGGGUGUUUUGUGUAAGUUACCUGCAAUGGGAUUGAAUGCUGUUAUUUCCUUGACUGCUGCUCUUUCGGUUUGAUAAGUAAUCGAACUGUCCAAAAUUAAUUGGCCGACAUGUAAUACUGCUACGUAACCUUGUCCAGAACACGUCGAUCUGAUAGAAGCUUCUGAAGCCUGCCCAGCUGCCUCGUCACCCACUCGUCACCACAGCAGACUAUGGCAGGUACUAUAGAAGUCAGCUUUAGACGCCUCCAAUGAAAUACAUUGACUAGUUAUACAUGUACACAUAUUCAAAAUGUGACCUGUGCGUACGUAUCAUGAAGAAAAAAAUUAUUCAAUCAAUAAGGAGCUCGCCUAUAAACCUUUUCUGUUUGUGCAUCCGUGAUAAGAGCUGAUCCCAAAGAAAUUCUAAACCAAGAAAACCGCUUUGUAGUAUAGGCGAUUUAUCCAUACCUAGCAAAACCAGUCAACGUAUAAAACUCAAGUUAAUAAGCGGGUUCUGUUAAACACAGAAUGAAAACAAAAAUCAUUUAAUAGCUAUUUUAAGCUUACGAUGUAGCAGGUAACAAUAAAGCACGAGCAUGACCUAACCUAACCUAACCUAACCUAACCUAACCUAACCUAACCUAACCUAACCUAACUUAACCUAACCUAACCUAACCUAAAUUUGAGGAAUCAUACCAGAACCGGCUUUUCUGCUAAACAAUGAGCUGGAGGCAUCUACAGCUUUCUCUCGUUAUUGUUGUGAAGAUCCGCUAGGUUCUUCACUAGAAAAGGUCAUGUAGAAGAAAUAGCUGAAAUCAGAUUUUUAUGAGCACGAUGUAAGCUUCUGGAAGAUUUAUGCCAAUGAGUAGUCAAUAUUUGUCAUUAUUAAGAAUGCCAUCAUUGGUAGCGUCAACAUUUACUGGACAAUAAUAAUAAAGGAGGUAAUAUGUCGGUGAGAUGAAUCAUGUAGUAGAUAUAGAGAUACCUAGUGUUCGUACCGAUGGAAUAUUUUUUACGACGAUCUUAUAAAUGCAGGCAAAGAAAGUUUUCCAUGUUGAACUUUUGAAAUUAGUCCCAAAUUAAUUUUCUCGGCUCCUAUGAAUGAACAAAAGCUAGACGCUGUAGCCAGAUAGUUCAUUGCGUAUUGUAAUUAUUUCAUCUCACUCGUAAACUACUAACUUAAAAGCGCACGAAAAAUACCUUUAUAACAGUAGCUUACCUCUAGACGAUAGGGCUGAUGUGAACACUUGAUCAUUGGCGCUGAAUGAACCUAGGUGAAGAUAAACGACAACGGAAGGACUCUUCGGAACACAUGAAGAUCCUAAUAUAUUAGCGAAAUUUGUACUAUUAAUGACGUUCCUUAGUGCCUAUUAUUAGAUAUUUUGUGUCCGACGAUUGUUUGCGCUAAGGCUUAGCACGUCAGUAAAGUACAGGUAACGCUCGUUGGCCGUGCCGUUACGCAAUGUCGACAACGCAAUGCGUCAGCUGUUGAAAAAAGCUUACACCGUUCACACUUGCGUGGCAUCGUAUUGUUUUGCGAUGCUGUUUGGACAUUCGAAAUGUCCUUAAUGGCGGCAGAUGAGCAAAUUUUUUGUUUUGCAAAAGGUCCUGUCUUUAUACUAUAGUAUUCGAUAUUUUAGUCGCUGAAGGGUGCGCGAAAGAUGACUCGCACAAAGACUGAAACGAAAACCAGAGGCGACAAAAUCCGAUACGCUAUACCUGAUUCUAGACAAAAUCGUUCUGAGGUAUACCUUAUUCAUUUUUUAUUUCAUUAUUUACCCUCCAAUAAGCUGUCUAGCUUUUCUAACUAUUGCGUGAGACUGCAAUUUCAAAAAAAGUUAAACAGAUUGACGGAAAUUUCAGGCUCGCUCUCUCUCUCUCUCUCUCUCUCUCUCUCUCUCCCUCUCUAGUCGAAAACAAAAGCAGGUCGCGCCUAGAUAACUUUUUCCUUAACAUGAAAUAUGGAAAACGACUUGUUUUUUUUUUGUCCAUCUAGAGUUGCUUGCGAAGACGCUUUAAGGCAUCAACGCUCAAGUGUUGCACAAUAAACAAUGGAACAAAUUGAUUAAUUAUAUAUAGUGCAGUGUCUUUUUUCUAUUCAAACGAUAUAGAUGGAAAUAUUUAUCACGUCUUCGCUAGCUAGUAUCUACGAUACUUAGUAUUUCUAGUUUUU